AUGACCGUCACUCUACCAACCAUUCAGCGCCUGGAGCGGUCUGAUACCGAAGGAGUCAUCAACGCCAUCAUUAAGGACGGGUGCUGCGUCGUCAAGGGCUUCGCCGACGCCAACACCAUCUCGACAGUGAACAGGGAGGUCCAGCCAUACCUCGAAGCCGAUAAACCAUGGAAGGGUGAUUUGUUCCCGCCCGAAACGCGGCGGUGUCCCAACCUCGUCGGCCGCAGCCCAACGGCCAGGGAUACAUGGUUCGUCGACCCGCUGAUCCGGGCCGUGAACGCGACCUUCAUCGACAAAACCACGUCCAACUACUACGGCGAGACCAAGCACACAUACACCAGCGAAGCCGUGUGCACCAUCGCCCUGACCUUCGACAUCGGACCGGGCGCCCAGGCACAGCGCCUCCAUCGCGACGACAAGAAUUACCACGUCGACCAUACCGAUCAGACACCGACACCCCAGGGGGGCGGGGGCUACCGAGUUGGCUCGGACGUGCUGAUCGGCUUCCUCAUCGCGGGCGUGCCGACGACGUACGAGAAUGGCGCGACGUUGGCGAUCCCCGGCAGUCAUCUGUGGGACAAUGAGCGAGUGCCGCAUCUACACGAGGCCACGCACGCCGCGCUCGAGCCGGGCGACAUGUGGAUCAUGCUGGGCAGUUUGUACCACGCCGGCGGGGCGAACAUGACGCAGAACGAGCGCCGGGUGGUGCAUGGCUUCUUCUUCACGCGCGGCUAUAUGCGCCAGGAGGAGAAUGCCUAUCUGGCGAAUAGCCCCGAGGAGGUGUUAAGCUGGACCCCCGAGGCGCAGAAGGCUAUGGGGUAUACUUUGUCCAGCCCGAAUAUCGGGGCCGUCCUGUUCAGGACGCCCCUGGACUACCUCAGUGGACGACAGGGAGACGAUUUUGGCGACUUUGAUCCCAGCCAGGAGAAGAAGUAGCGAGGGAGGAUGGUGGUGGCUGAUGUCGGACGCGUGUAUGUUGAACAAACGGCUCGGAGAUAUUGCCGCGCUUUAUCUGUCGCUUGCCUUGUGUC
Molecule: messenger RNA, 1031 nt
Organism: Exophiala xenobiotica
Lineage: Eukaryota; Fungi; Ascomycota; Eurotiomycetes; Chaetothyriales; Herpotrichiellaceae
Exons: 2
Coding region: 1-936 (311 amino acids)
Source: RefSeq, a predicted model, not a curated record